AUGCUGCAGCUGCGGGACUCGGUGGACUCGGAGGGCACGAGCCCCACGGCGGUGCUCGCGGCUGGCGAGGAGGUCGGGGCGGGCGGUGGCGGUGGCGGUGGCGGUGGCGGUGGCGGUGGCGGUGGCACUGGCGGUGGCACUGGCACCGGCCGGUCCGGGGCCGGUACGCCGCUGCGCCAGACGCUGUGGCCUCUCAGCGUUCACGACCCCACGCGCCGCGCCCGCGUCAAGGAGUACUUCGUGUUCCGGCCCGGGACUAUCGAGCAGGCGGUGGAGGAGAUCCGCGUGGUGGUCCGGCCGGUGGAGGACGGCGAGAUCCAGGGGGUGUGGCUGCUGACCGAGGUUGAUCACUGGAACAAUGAGAAGGAGCGCCUGGUGCUCAUCACAGAUCAGUCCCUGCUCAUCUGUAAAUAUGACUUCAUCAACCUCCAGUGCCUGCAAGUGGUCAGAAUCGCCCUGAACGCUGUGGACACCAUCUCCUAUGGGGAGUUCCAGUUUCCACCCAAGUCACUGAACAAGCGAGAAGGAUUUGGGCUUCGCAUCCAGUGGGACAAGCAGAGUCGCCCUUCCUUCAUAAACAGGUGGAAUCCUUGGUCCACCAACGUGCCCUUUGCCACCUUCAUUGAGCACCCGAUGGCUGACGCUGAUGAAAAGACUGCAUCUCUGUGUCAGUUGGAAAGCUUCAAGGCUCUGGUAAUUCAAGCUGUCAAGAAAGCUCAGAAGGAGUAUCCUUUGCCAGGAAGAUCCAACGCUGUGCUGGUCCUCGAGCGGCCCCUUCUCAUCGAGACCUACGUGGGCCUGAUGUCCUUCAUCAACAACGAGGCCAAGCUGGGCUACUCCAUGACUAGAGGCAAGAUAGGUUUCUAA
Elephantulus edwardii (Cape elephant shrew) is the source of this 867-nucleotide messenger RNA. RefSeq names its product tumor protein p63 regulated 1-like (gene TPRG1L). The record is from RefSeq and is a predicted model, not a curated record. Bases 1 to 867 code for a protein of 288 amino acids. NCBI's taxonomy places the organism in Eukaryota, Metazoa, Chordata, Mammalia, Macroscelidea, Macroscelididae. Gene Ontology annotation, cellular component: synaptic vesicle; cytoplasm. The transcript is spliced from 5 exons.